AUGCAGUCAUUGACUUUUGGCCAUAACUUCAGCCAGAGCUUGGACAACGUCAUGCUGCCAGGCAGCCUAGAGUCGUUGACGCUUGGCAAUGAGCGCCCGAGCUUCUUCGGCUGGAGUUCACACCAAAGCUUGGACAACGUGAUGCUGCCCGGCGGCCUGCAAUCAUUAACGUUUGGCCACCACUUCAAUCAGAGCUUGGACCAGGUCACGCUCCCUCGUGGCCUGCAGUCAUUGACCUUUGGCCAUAACUUCGACCAAAGCUUGGAAAACGUCACGCUGCCAGGCAGCUUGCUGUCAUUGACCUUUGGCUACAAUUUCAAUCAGGGCUUGGACAAAGUCACACUGCCAAGCGGCCUGAAGUCAUUGACGUUUGGCAGUUCGUUCAACCAGAGCUUGGACAACGUAACGCUGCCCGGUGCCCUGAAGUCAUUGACGUUUGGCCACAAGUUCAGCCAGAGCUUGGACAAUGUCGUGCUGCCAGGCAGCCUGCAGUCAUUGAGCUUAGGACACUAUUUCAAUCAGAGCUUGGACAACAUCACACUGCCACAUGGCCUGCAGUCAUUGACCUUUGGCGACGGUUUCAAGCAGAGGUUGGACAACGUCACACUGCCAAGCGGCCUGCAGUCAUUGACGUUUGGCAGUUCGUUCAACCAGAGCUUGGACAACGUCACGCUGCCAGGAACACUGCAGUCUUUGACCUUUAGCCAUGAGUUCAACCAAAGCUUGGAUAACAUCACGCUGCCAGGUGGCCUGCAGUCAUUGACUUUUGGCCAUAACUUCAACCAAAGCUUGGACAACGUCGCGCUGCCCGGCAGCCUGAAGUCACUGACCUUUGGCUACAACUUCAAUCAAGGCUUGGACAAUGUCACGCUGCCCGGCGGCCUGCAGUCAUUAACCUUUGGCCACGAUUUCAACCAGAGCAUGGACAACGUCAAGCUGCCCGGCGGCCUGCAGGCAUUGACUUUCGGCUGGUACUUCAACCAAAGGCUGGACGACGUCACGCUGCCAGAUGGCCUGCAGUCGUUGAUCUUUGGCUGGUCGUUCAACCAAAGCUUGGACAACGUCACGCUGCCCGGCGGCUUGCAGUCAAUGAGCUUUGGUAACAGUUUCAAGCAGAGGUUGGACAACGUCAUUCUGCCAUGCGGCCUGCGCUCGUUGACCAAUUUUCAUCCCCAUAUAGAGCGCCUGAGCAUGUUCUUGUAA
Symbiodinium necroappetens is the source of this 1203-nucleotide messenger RNA. The record is from the annotation of a GenBank genome assembly. NCBI's taxonomy places the organism in Eukaryota, Dinophyceae, Suessiales, Symbiodiniaceae.